Messenger RNA from Guillardia theta CCMP2712, 531 nucleotides. RefSeq lists its product as hypothetical. The coding region runs from base 1 to 531 and encodes 176 amino acids. NCBI's taxonomy places the organism in Eukaryota, Cryptophyceae, Pyrenomonadales, Geminigeraceae. The record is from RefSeq and is a predicted model, not a curated record. The transcript is spliced from 4 exons.
AUGAGGGCGUGGGCUAUCCUUGCUUCAUGUCUUGCAGCCAUCGCUUGCCUCGGCUUGAUCGUCUACAAUAACACCGCCCACCAGACAAGCUUGCAGCAAAAGAAUGUUGUGUACUACAGACAGAACAGGAUCAAUUCUCUCCCCGUAGCUGUUGCAAGACCGUUGGCAGCAAAUCAGCACAUUGCCAACGCUCAUUAUCAACAGCGCUCGAUUCAGCAUUCUGUCGAUCGCCGCUUCGGGAAGAGAUCUGAUGGUGCGGGCAUUGCAGCAAAGCGAGCCAAGGAAGAAGCGGAGAAAGAUUAUCUCAAAACGUACAACAUGGCGAUCCAGGCCGAAAAUGCGGAGGAGACUCAGGAGCGCAAGUACAGGGCGUUGAGAGCUAAGCAUGAGCAAGAGAGAACGAAGGUUUUCAACGAGUUGAAGAACAGAGCGAACAAGAAGGAAGGGUGGGACAAGCUGGAGCGCGAGAUGGGAAUGAUCAUGGACGGUGUUGACGGCCUUCACUACAAGGGAUACGCGCGUGGCCAUUGA